AGAGGUAUGAGAUCGAGUACAACAAAUUCCUGAGUUGUUCAUAGAAUAUUCGAUCUAUUUUUAUAGACCUUUAUCAGUCGCCAACUAAGCCAAAGAUUUAUCAAAUUUUUGAAUAUAAAUCAUUCGUUUAUUUUUUUUUUUUUCAUAAUUUCAAUCCAAGCUUCAUUAAAUUAUUUCUGUUCAAAGAUAUAUACUUAUAAUACUGACAAAUAUAUAUUUAAAAACAACCUUGACGUGCAGUUUAAAUGUAGCUGGAAAUGUUAAAACACUUUUAAUUUCAGUGAAAAAAGGAUUCUGGAAUCUCAUGAAAUUAAAGAGAAAAUAAAGUAAAAUUCAUUUGUAAAAAUAGAUUGUUUGAUGGAUGAAAAAAAAUCUAUUAGUUUGCUCAAAAGUAUUAAAAAGAAGUUAUCCUUAAGAAAUUUAUACAAGUUUAAAAAAAAGAGAAUAGUUAAAGAUCCGCAUGAAUUGGAUGUCGGAACGAGCAGUAUUGACUUGAACGAAAUAAAUUCUUUGAAUCACGAAAGAUUCGUUGGAGUCAAAGAUGAUUGUCUUAGUCUUGCUGAUUCUGUAGACUUAAAAUGUUCUGAACACAAUCAGCGAUCUGAACAUGAUAUUGAUUAUGAAAAUCAACGUUAUAUUGCUCAUUGCAAUAUAGAAAUUAUGUGUAACUCAAAAGAAUCAUCAAAUGUAAAUACUAAUGACAUAAACGUUGAUAUAAAAAAUUAUAUCGAGGGAGAUAAUUUAAACAACGAUUUCGACGUUAAAUGCAUCGAUGGAGAAUCGAGUCAAUCAACUUUAUCACAGGAAUUACUGAAAUUAAGCAAGUAUGGAUGGUAUUGGGGGCCUAUGUCGGGUGAGCAGGCAGAUGCUCAAUUACUUUCUGAACCAGAUGGUGCCUUUUUAAUUCGAGAUUCGUCUGAUGAUAGGCAUUUAUUAACGUUGAGUUUUAAAUCUGCCGGUAAAUUGUUGCAUGCACGAGUUGAACAUAGUGGUGGUAUGUUUUCGCUUUGUAACCAAGGAGAAAGUGGUAGAUUCUCAUCGAUACCAGCUCUUAUAGAUCAUUCAAUGAAUUUUAGUAAAUAUUCGGUGUUCUGUUAUUCACGACCAAGGCAUCCAGGUCAUCCAGCAUUUCCUGUACGACUCACCAAACCUGUCAGUCGUUUUACGCAAGUCAGAAGCUUACAAUAUUUAUGUCGUUUUGUGAUACGGCAAAAGACUCGACGGGAUAAUAUUCAUAAACUCCCUUUACCAGAAGCCAUAAAAAGAUAUGUUGAAGAAGAUUAUUAUUAACAAAGUUUUUUAAGUUUAGUAAUUAAUGAUUUAAUAAAAGUUAAUAAAUAACAGAAAAUAUAAAAUAAAAA
Molecule: messenger RNA, 1361 nt
Organism: Microplitis mediator
Lineage: Eukaryota; Metazoa; Arthropoda; Insecta; Hymenoptera; Braconidae
Gene: Socs44A
Product: suppressor of cytokine signaling 6
Exons: 4
Coding region: 358-1290 (310 amino acids)
Biological process (GO): intracellular signal transduction; phosphatidylinositol phosphate biosynthetic process
Cellular component (GO): phosphatidylinositol 3-kinase complex
Molecular function (GO): 1-phosphatidylinositol-3-kinase regulator activity
Source: RefSeq, a predicted model, not a curated record